Eutrema salsugineum is the source of this 838-nucleotide messenger RNA. Its product is annotated as peptidyl-prolyl cis-trans isomerase CYP19-3. Lineage: Eukaryota; Viridiplantae; Streptophyta; Magnoliopsida; Brassicales; Brassicaceae. The record is from RefSeq and is a predicted model, not a curated record. Gene Ontology annotation, biological process: protein folding; protein peptidyl-prolyl isomerization. Bases 176 to 706 code for a protein of 176 amino acids. Gene Ontology annotation, molecular function: peptidyl-prolyl cis-trans isomerase activity. The transcript has 2 exons.
GAUCUCCGUCUGAAUCUGUCAAAAGCCCUAGCAAAACCCUAGCACCCAAAUCCUUAGUCCGUUUAGCCGUUAUAUACGUGUUCACUCUCGGAUCACCGGAAGUAAAUCUAUAGACUCGUUGAGAAGACGAUUUUCAUUUGCAAAGGAUUUGGAGUAUUAGUGAAACCUGAGGAAAAUGUCAAACCCGAAAGUCUUCUUUGACAUCUUGAUUGGGAAGAUGAAGGCAGGGCGUGUUGUGAUGGAGCUAUUUGCAGAUGUAACACCGAGAACAGCGAAUAAUUUCCGUGCACUGUGCACAGGAGAGAAGGGAAUUGGGGAAGCAGGAAAGGCAUUACACUACAAAGGCUCAGCCUUUCACCGUAUAAUCCCAGGAUUCAUGUGCCAAGGUGGAGAUUUCACUCGUGGGAAUGGAACUGGAGGAGAAUCGAUAUACGGGUCUAAAUUUGCGGACGAGAACUUCAAGUUGAAGCACACUGGUCCAGGGAUUUUGUCUAUGGCUAAUGCAGGUCCCAACACCAAUGGAUCUCAGUUCUUCAUCUGCACAGAGAAAACAUCGUGGCUUGAUGGGAAACACGUUGUGUUUGGGAAAGUUGUGGAUGGGUACAAUGUGGUCAAGGCAAUGGAGAAUGUUGGAUCUGACAUGGGAACCACCUCUGAGAAAGUUGUGAUUGAAGAUUGUGGUGAGCUCAAGGACGAAACUUCAUAAAUCUCAAACACAUUGGGUUGAUCUUAGGAAGAUAUCCCUUUUUCACUUUCCUUAACCUGAAUAAAACUGUAUGACCUAUCUUUUAGCUUAGUAAGCUCUUUUGAGCAUGAAUCUAUACUUGUUUUGAAACUA